UAGUUUACAACCCUCACUCAGUCCAGGAAAGACGGCACAAAGACAAGAAGCAAGAUGAAGCACCUGUUGUUUUUGGGGAUUGCUUUUGCUGCAUUCCACAUCAGUCAUUCGAAUACUCCAGAUUUCUGUCAAAAGGCCGCUGAUGAAGGUCAAGGCACAAACUUUUUAUAUGCCUUGUAUUAUAAUCCCACCCAAGACCAGUGCAGUCCUUUCAUAUACAAAGGCCAAGGAGGAAAUGAAAACCGAUUUGAAAAUGAAAGAGAGUGCAUGAGAAACUGUUCCCGCAGUGUAGAGACGGUCUACCCCAUGGAUGCCUCCCUUGCUUGCCACUUUAAAAAGAAACCAGGUAGUUGUAAUGGUCACUUUUUGAGAUACUACUAUGAUUCUGUUCACAACAAAUGCAAAAAAUUCCUUUGGACUGGAUGCAUCGGAAAUGGAAACAGGUUUUUUGACUAUAACAGCUGCAACACCACCUGUGCUGGCAUACAUGAUGAUGGUAAUGAAGGGGAGGAGGAGGAGCCAGACACUCCUAUUGCGAUCAUCUGUGGAGUUCUGCUUGCUGUCAUCACUGUCGCUAUCUUCACAAGUGUGAUUGUCUUGACCAUUCAGUCAAAGAAGAAGAAGGCCUUCAAUGAGAAGGGAGCAGGGAAAAGUAGAGACGUCAAGUCUGACUCACCUCUUCAGGAGCCGGCAAUUGAAAUGGCGUAGAAAAUCAUGUCACCUCAUUAGCAACAUUUGGAGUUUUUACCAUCUUGGUUUUGUAUUAUAACUCUGUUCUUGAUACUAAACAUAUCAACUGAUUAUAACUUUAGUUUAGCUUUUUAUUUACAUAUGCAUUAGCCAUUACAAUUCUGUUCAAGUUUCUCAUCAUGUUUCAGCUCUACAAUGUGUGCAAAGUGAUGUUUUUUUAUUGUAAAUGCAAGCUUUACCUUUUACUUUAAUUCAGCAAUCAAAUCAAAAGUAAAUCUGAUUAGUCAAAGUAUAAUAAACAAAUAAACCAGAGGUGAAAUAUCAGUCAAUUAACUGAUUGACCGAAAAUUAAUCAGCAACCAUUUUGAUAAUUGAUUAACUGUUGAGGUAAUUUUUAUUGGGGAAAAAUGCCAAGAUUUCUCUUUCUUUCAGCUUUUUGGAUGUGAGAAUUUCCUGCUUCUCUUGGUCUUAUCUGAUUUGUCUUAAUGGCAUUGAGUGUUAAUUGCAGCCCAGCAUCAUGAAAACAUGUAUUUCUUUUACAUCAGAAGGAAUUUAAUAUUUUAGACAAACAUUCAGGCAUAAACAGGAGGAUCCUCAUCUGCUUGCACACAAUUACCUGAAAUGUUUUUAACAGUGUGGUCUUGUAAUCAUUUCACUGUUUUCAAAAUAUAACUGCAUCAUCACCUGGCUCAACAAUUUGCUGAAAAAUGUCUAAGUCUUCUGAAGGCACGUGCCAACUUAAAAGCAAAACAUAUAUUUAGAGCUGUUCUCGUACAGUGAUGUCCACUGCACACUCUCUGUUAUUAUGUUUAACUGCUCAUCAUUUGUGAAUCUUUUGUUUUAGGCUGUCAACAUCUCAACAUAAAGGUGUCAAAAAACGACCUUUCAAACUUUCUUUCAUUCAUCAUCAUAUGGCUGCUAUAUCAUUAAAUGUACGUGCUUUGUAUUUGGGAUAUAAAAUUAUCCACAACAAAACAGUUUUACAGAAUAACCACAAGUAUGAAAUGUUCUUAUGGAGUUCCAUUUUUUAAUUAUUCACUGUAGAUGGUGUAAAUAUUUAUAAAACCUCCUGGUUAUCAUCUCAGGUAAUAUGUUUUAGUGCUGAAAAUAUUCUCAAACAGUGAUGUUCAACAAAAGACAUUGCAGGGACUUCUUGUCAACGUGCUUUUGUACUGUUUUUCAGUUGCAGCUGGGUUUCACGAUUGUUCAGAUGUAAGUUGUUUGAUUAGUUCAAUGGAAUAUGAUGUAGGCAUUCAUCUUGAUGUCAAUUUUUCAACCAUUAUUGAUGAAAUGUAAAACUUAUUUUGCAACCCAUCAAGUCAUCUGUGACUUGGAAUGUGAUUGAAAAAGUAUUUUACAUCCAUCUCCAUUUUAUAAUUGUGUGUGAAUGCAGAUACUAACAAAAUAUAUUAAUUUAAGUAUUUGGAAAACAAUAUUCAGUUUGCACAUAUUCCAGUUGCAGUGAAUUGAUUUUUAAAAGAAUGUCCAGACUCUCUGUAAAAGGUUAAUCUUUCAGUAAAUAAACUGUUGAUUUUCUUA
Messenger RNA from Morone saxatilis (striped sea-bass), 2229 nucleotides. Its product is annotated as boophilin-G2. The coding region runs from base 55 to 708 and encodes 217 amino acids. Gene Ontology annotation, molecular function: serine-type endopeptidase inhibitor activity. The transcript is spliced from 6 exons. Lineage: Eukaryota; Metazoa; Chordata; Actinopteri; Moronidae. The record is from RefSeq and is a predicted model, not a curated record.